Messenger RNA from Anopheles maculipalpis, 1584 nucleotides. Its product is annotated as homeobox protein 5. The record is from RefSeq and is a predicted model, not a curated record. The transcript is spliced from 2 exons. NCBI's taxonomy places the organism in Eukaryota, Metazoa, Arthropoda, Insecta, Diptera, Culicidae. Bases 1 to 1584 code for a protein of 527 amino acids.
AUGCUGCAAAGUAGUCUCGGACAAGCGCAGCGCUUUAAAAAGCGUGAACGCACACAGAACUGGGCUUACGAGGAGAAACAUUUUCUGCUCGAACUUUGCCGCAAGGAUAUGCACAUCAUUGAGAACAAGCGGCUCGACAGUGCACUAACGACGCUGAAGAACCGUGCGUGGAAGAUCAUCCACCAGCAGUUUGCGAUCGCGUUCGGCACUGACCGGAACUGCAACCGGCUGAAAGAGCAGUGGCGUCGCAUGAAGGCUUGCACGCGGGCCGAAAUGCUCGAUUAUCAACAGCGAAUACAGCGCUUCGGACAGGAGGUGGCUGAUCGCAAGAAGCCAAGCCAGUUCACGUUCGAAAUCUGGGAGUUUAUGCAGGAAGCGAAGAAGGUCUGCAAGAAUGAAUUAAUGGACGAUGUUGACUACUCCAAGAUGAAGCUGUCGCUCGAGGAAAAUCUUCCGCAGGGUGUUUCGAUAAAGGACUGCAGCGAUGAAAAUGACGACGAGAGUUCCUCCAUGUGGGAUAAGAACUCACAAAACAUUUGCGAGGUUCAAAUCAAGGAGGAUUCGCACGACGAAUUGGAUGAAUACGAUAAGGGACCGGCGACCAAGUACCCCCGAUUGCGGGGACUUUCGAGCACUUCGUCACCCUUCGGAACGGGUUCUUCCGCAGCGGAUGCAGCCCACAGCCGGUUCAGCGAGCUACUAGCGUCCAGCUUUGCGAACCGUCUGGCCAACAGCGAUCAUCAUCAUCUUAGCAGUACCGGUGGAUCCGGAAGCAAUCACAAUAACAACAAUAACAACAAUACCGCCAGUGGCAACAAACUGCUCGAAAGUCUUGACGCGUUCAACCGGACAGCUUUCGGCAGUGAAUCAAGCCUAGCCGAUCUGACUGCUCACGGAGGUGCGGCAAACGCAAAUCUGUCACAGACGGAUCUGAGCAACACCCUCGAGGCGCUGAACCUACUUAAGAAUCGUUUCAACCGUAUGAGCGAGCUAGGCCACUGGAAGAAUGCUUUCCAGGAGGCACACAACCUCAGCACGGUAAACCACCAUCAGCCACCGGAUUCACCGACCGGAGUAGGACACAGUGCGGCGGCCAACCAUCUACUACAGGGUCUCGCAAACGGAGCCAAUGGUGCGCACCUGCACGAUGAUGAGCACGACGGUGGUGCACAUCCCGGCACCGACUCACCACUGCUGACCGGCAGAAGUGCAAACGCCGGUCUGAAGAAGUUGCUCGAGUCGCAACACCAGAGUGAGCACGAGUUGCGCAUGCAGAUACUGAAAACUGAACUAGAAACAGCUAAACUGAACAAAGAAACGGCCGAACUGAACCGACAGUUGGCACUACAGAAACUCCGAAGGGGCGACAGUACCGGUAACAGUGUAGGUGACGUUAUCAAUCACUCCGACCGAAGAGAUGAAGACGAUCCGGAUGCGAUGGACGACAAUACCUCCAACUCGACCGUACUCGAAGGCAGAUUGGUUGUCCGAUCGUUAUCAUCUUUGGAAGCACCGGCCGCCCCACUACCACCCUCCGUUCCAUCUUCACCGUCGUUGUCCUUAAAAGGGUCCAAAAUCGAGUAG